This is a messenger RNA of Coregonus sp. 'balchen', 18842 nucleotides long. Lineage: Eukaryota; Metazoa; Chordata; Actinopteri; Salmoniformes; Salmonidae. The record is from the annotation of a GenBank genome assembly.
AUUUGCAUGUCCUGCUGUGCAGGAAAAUUCUCUGCUCUAGCAGAGUUAUCAAAUUAAGAUAGUACAUUGAAGUAGUGGAUAUGACACUAACAGACUGACAGUAGUGGGUGUGACACGAAGUUGACAGGCUGAUGUGUUCUGUGUCUUUCAGUUCCCAGACAACCUGCCGUGCUCUGUGUGUCUGCAGCCGGCUCCAUCCGAUGUGGGCAAGGUGAGUAACACAGCCAGCAGCAGCCUUUGUAACAGAAUUCAUGUUGGCAGUACGGUAUUCUAAAUUCUCAACCUCUCUGUUCACAGCGCUGCGCAGUCGAGUUCGAAGUAAAGGCUUUCUGUGCUGAGAACCAAGACGAGAAAAUCGAAAAGCGGUAAAUUCAGACUCACAAACAACUAGAGACACCAACCAAAGUACAGUCCACUUCUGGAUGCUGUUGAAGUGUAAUGUACACUACCAGUCAAAGGUUGACACACUCCAUGCUUUACAGUAGGAAAUACACAUGCGGAGAUCAUCCGUUCACCCACACCGGGUCUCACAAAGCCAUGGCGGUUGGAACCAAAAAUCUCAAUUUUGGGGUCCAGACCAAAGGACAAAUUUCCACCGGUCUAAUGUCCAUUGCUCGUGUUUCUUGGCCCAAGCAGGUCUCUUCUUUUUAUUGGUGUCCUUUAGUAGUGGUUUCUUUGCAGCAAUUCGAUCAUGAAGGCCUGAUUCACACAGUCCCUUCUUAACAGUUGAUGUUGAGAUACGUCUGUUACUUGAACUCUGAAGCAUUUAUUUGGGCUGCAAUUUCUGAGGCUGGUAACUCUAAUGAAGUUAUCAUCUGCAGCAGAGGUAUCUCUGGGUCUUCCAUUCCUGUGGUGAUCCUCAUGAGAGCCAGUUUCAUUAUAGAGCUUGAUGGCAAAGGGUGGCUAUUUGAAGAAUCUCAAAUAUAACAUAUAUUUUGAUUUGUUUAAUACUUUUUUGGUUACUACAUGAUUACAUAUGUGUUAUUUCAUAGUUUUGAAGUCUUCACUAUUAUUCUACAAUGUAGAAAAUAGUAAAAAUAAAGAAAAACCCUGGAAUGAGUAGAUGUGUCCAAACUUUUGACUGGUACUGUAGUUCCACCAGUCCCAAUUCAUAUACUAUAUUGUCUUUAGUUGCUCUGAAUAUGUGUGUGUUCUGGUUUACUGCACUACAGGUCCAAGUCAUUGCAUUUCAGAAUCAAGUGUUGUCCUGCAUGACAGUUCUUCAUCAAGCCACCAGGUUACUGACCGUUGCUCUCGGUCUCCCACAGGAGCUCCGUGCGUCUGGCCAUCCGUAAGAUCCAGUACGCUCCGGAGGAUAGUAAGACCGUCCCGUCCUCAGAGACCACCUGUGAGUUCCUCAUGUCGGACAAACCUCUGCACAUGCAGGUCAGCCUGGAGAAAGAGGUGAGUUGUCCUUCAGAGAAACCAGUGAGUCAGCUUCAGUUCCUCACCAUGGGCUAGAAUUGUAGGAGACAAACCUUUGAACAUAGCAGAGUGACAGCAGCCCUGCAAGGUUUAAAAUGAAGUGUUUAGUUCCAAAGUUUUAUAUCCACCAACUUUCACACUUGUUUUUUCAUCAGAAAUGAUUGCUUAUAGGUACCUACAUGUGAGUUUAAAAUAUUACUUUCUCUGAUUUUUAAUGAAAUCAUGUACAUAUUACCUAAAUUACCUCGACUAACGCCGCACAUUGACUCGGUACCGGUACCCCCUGUAUAUAGCCACGUUAAUGUUAUUCUAUUGUGUUACUUUCUUUUUACUUUCAUUUAUUUAGUAAAUAUUUUCUUAACUCUUAUUUUUCUUAAAAAUGCAUUGUUGGUUAAGUGCUUGUAAGUAAGCAUUUCACGGUAAGGUUGUUUCUGGCGCAUGUGACAUUUUUUUGUUGAUUUGAAAAUGGGUUUUGUUGCAAAACGCUAUAGCCAUUGUUAAACUUAGCUAAGGGGUGGUCAACAUACCCAAUUGUUUUAUUUUUUUUUGGGGGGGGGGGGGGGGGCUUGAACGUCAAAAACUAGAUAAAAAGAAUGUAGAAAUGAUAAUGGACCUAUAUGUUUUCAAAUAACUGACCUUUUUCUGGCCCGCAAAUUGCUUUUGAUUAUCAAAUCGGUCCUGAAAAACAUCUGUGCGGGCCUCCGAUGAAUUUUGAAAUCCCAAUGUGGCCCUUGAGCCGAAAUUAUUGUCCACCCCUGGUUUAGCUGGAAUGGAAUGAUAAUAUCCUGUAUAUUUGACUGUGAUCUGUGGUUGUCACACCUAGCGAGCUUAAGAUGAAUGGACUAACUGUAAGUCGCUCUGGAUAAAAGCAUCUGCUAAAUGCCUAAAAUGUAAAACGUUAAUAUUUUAACAUACAGAUCUCAUUCCUGUAUUGAUUCAUUUUAAUAUAUAUAUAUAUAUAUAUAUAUAUAUAUAUAUAUAUAUAUAUAUAUAUAUAUAUAUAUACACACACACACACACACACACACACACAUACAUUACCAGUCAAAAGUUGGGACACCUACUAAUUCGAGGGUUUUUCUUUAUUCUUACAAUUUUUUACAUUGUUGAAUAAUAGUAAAGACCUCAAAACUAUGAAAUAACACAUGUAAUCAUGUAGUAACCAAAAAAGUGUUAAACAAAUCAAAAUAUAUUUUAUAUUUGAGAUUCUUCAAAUAGCCACCUUUUGCCUUGAUAAAAUCUUUGCACACUCUUGGCAUUCUCUCAACCAGCUUCAUGAGGUAGUCACCUGGAAUGCAUUUCAAUUAACAGGUGUGCCUUCUUAAAAGUUAAUUUGUGGAAUUUCUUUCCUUCUUAAUGCGUUUGAGCCAAUCAGUUGUGUUGUGACAAGGUAGGGGGGGGGGGGGGGGGGGGUAUACCGAAGAUAGCCCUAUUUGGUAAAAAAACAAGUCCAUAUCAUGACAAGAACAGCUCAAAUAAGCAAAGAGAAACGACAGUCCAUCAUUACUUUAAGACAUGAAGGUCAGUCAAUACAGAACAUUUCAAGAACUUUGAAAGUUUCUUCAUGUGCAGUCACAAAAACUGCACACUUGAUUGGAGUCCCCCUGAGGAAAAUUCAAUUGAUUGGACAUGAUUAGGAAAGGCACACACCGGUCUAUAUAAGGUCACACAUUUGACAGUGCAUGUCAGAGCAAAAACCAAGCCAUGAGGUUGAAAAAAUUGUCCGUAGAGCUCCGAGACAGGAUUGUGUCGAGGCACAUAUCUGGGGAAGGUUACAAAACAUUUCUGCAGCAUUGAAGGUCCCCAAGAACACAGUGACCUCCAUCAUUAUUAAAUGGAAGAAGUUUGGAACCACAGACUCUUCCUAGAUCUGGCUGCCCGGCCAAACUGACCAAUCGGGGGAGAAGGGCCUUGGUCAGGGAGGUGACCAAGAAUCUGAUGGUCACUCUGACAGAGCUCCAGAGUUCCUUUGUGGAGAUGGGAGAACCUUCCAGAAGGACAACCAUCUCUGCAGCACUCCACCAAUCCGGCCUUUACGGUAGAGUGGCCAGACGGAAGCCACUCAGUAAAAGGCACAUGUCAGCCUGCUUGGAGAUUGCCAAAAGACACCUAAAGGAAUCAAACCAUCAGAAACAAGAUUCUCUGGUCUGAUGAAACCAAGAUUGAACUCUUUGGCCUGAAUGCCAAGCAUCAUGUCUGGAGGAAACCUGGCACCAUACCUACGGUGAAACAUGGUGGUGGCAGCAUCAUGCUGUGGGGAUGUUUUUCAGCAGCAGGGACUGGGAGACUAGUCAGGAUAGAGGGAAAGAUGAACAGAGCAAAGUACAGAGAGAUCCUUGAGCGCUCAGGACUUCAGGCUGGGGCGAAGGUUCACCUUCCAACAGGACAACGACCCUAAGCACACAGCCAAGACAAUGCAGGAGUAGCUUCGGGACAAGUCUUUGAAUGUCCUUGAGUGGCCCAGCCAGAGCCCGGACUUGAACCCGAUUGAACAUCUCUGGAGAGACCUGCAAAUAGCUGUGCAGCGACGCUCCCCAUCCAACCUGACAGAGCUUGAGAGGAUUUGCAGAGAAGAAUGAGAGAAACUCCCCAAAUACAGGUGUGCCAAGCUUGUAGCGUCAUACCCAAGAAGACUCGAGGCUGUAAUUGCUGCCAAAGGUGCUUCAACAAAGUACUGAGUAAAGGGUCUGAAUACUUAUGUAAAUGUAACAUUUCCGUUAGUUUUUUUUGCAAAUAUUUCUAAAAACCCGUUUUUGCUUUGUCAUUUUGGGGUAUUAUGUGUAGAUUGAUGAGGGGGAAAAAAACUAUUUAAUCCAUUUUAGAAUAAGGCUGUAACGUAACAAAAUGUGGAAAAUGUCAAGGGGUCUGAAUACUUUGAAUGCACUGUAUAGUGUUAUAACGAUGUGCAAAUAGUUAAAGUGCAAAAGGGAAAAUAAAGAAACAUAAAUAUGGGUUGUAUUUACAAUGGUGUUUGUUCUUCACUGGUUGCCCUUUUCUUGUGGCAACAGGUCACAAAUCUUGCUGCUGUUAUGGCACACUGUGGUAUUUCACACUGUGGUAUUUAGGGGAUGGCUUUGUUAUGGAAGGUUUGGGAAUCGCUUCCUUUUAAAGGUGUUUGUAGAAUUUAACAGCUCUUUUCUGGAUUUUGAUAAUUACCAGGUAUCAGCCUAAUUCUGCUCUGCAUGUAUUAUUUGGUGUUUUACGUUGUUCACGGAGGAUGUUUUUGCAGAAUUCUGCAUGCAGAGUCUCAAUUUGGUGUUUGUCCCAUUUUGUGAGUACUUGGUUGGUGAGCGGACCCCAGACCUCACAACCAUAAAGAUAAUGGGUUCUUAAACUGAUUCAAGUAUUUUUUGCCAGAUCCUAAUUGGGAUGUCAAAUGUUAUGUUCCUUUUGAUGGCGUAGAAGGCCCUUCUUGCCUUUUCUCUCAGAUCGUUCACAGCUUUGUGGAAGUUGCCUGUGGCGUUGAUGUUUAGGCCGAGGUAUGUGUAGUUUUGUGUGCUCUAGGGCAACGGUGGCUAGAUGGAAUUUCUAUUUGUGGUCCUGACAACUGGACCUUUUUUGGAACACCAUUAAUUUUGUCUUAAUGAGAUUUACGAUCAGGGCCCAGGUCUGACAGAAUCUGUGCUGAAGAUAUAGGUUCUGCUGUAGGCCCUCCUUGGUUGGGGACAGAAGCACCGGGUCAUCAGCAAACAAUAGACAUUUGACUUUAGAUUCUAGUAGGGUGAGUCCGGGUGCUGCAGACUGUUCUAGUGCCCUCACCAAUUUGUUGAGAUAUAUAUAUAUAUAUAUAUAUAUAUAUAAGAGGGUGGGGCUCAAGCUGCAUCCCUGUCUCACCCCACGGCCCUGUGGAAAGAAAUGUUUUUUUUGCCAAUUUUAACUGCACACUUGUUUGUGCACAUGGACUUUAUAAUGUCGUAUGUUCUUCCCUCAACACCGCUUUCCAUCAAUUUGUAUAGCAGACCCUCAUGCCAAAUUGAGUCAAAAGCUUUUUUGAAAAAUAAACAAAGCAUGAGAAGACUUUGCCUUUGUUUUGUUUUGUUUGUUUGUCAAUUAGGGUGUGCAAGGUGAAUACGUGAUCUGUCGUACGGUAAUUUGGUAAAAAGCCAAUUUGCUCAGUACAUUGUUUUCACUGAGGAAAUGUACGAGAGGAUUUUCCCAAGGUUGCUGUUGACGCAUAUCCCACGGUAGUUAUUGGGGUCAAAUUUGUCUCCACUUUUGUGGAUUGGGGUGAUCAGUCCUUGGUUCCAAAUAUUAGAAGAUGCCAGAGCUGAGGAUGAUGUUAAAGAGAUUAAGUAUAGCCAAUUGGAAUUUGUGGUCUGUAUAUUUUAUAGCUCGGAUGCUUUCUUCUGUGAUAUAAUAGCGAGAGGUGUCACUCUUGCCAAAUUCUGUCCAGUAUAAGCCCAAUGCGUUUUUAUGGGAAUAAUAUGCAGACCUAAGCUUGUCGCCUGCCUUCUCGCCUUUGGGACAAAGACUUCCAUUGUUAGGGCGGAGACAUGAGGAUCUCGUCAUUAUAUACAGAUUUCUGGUUUCAGCCUCUUCCGAAUUGGAAAGGAAAGUUGGCGGGUGCACAGUGUACUGUUAGGAUGCUGCAUUGCCCUAAAGUAAAUGUAUGUUUUGCCAAAAUUAUAUAGUUACUCCUGUCUAAAUAAAAUACUUCAAAAUACUUCACCAGGGAGCAUGACUUAGCCACAGAGGAUCAUUAGUUUUUAUUUAUUUUCAUGUUCUGUAUUGUUUCAAAUCACCAGUGUGUUUGGGCAACCCACGAUUUGGGUAGUGCGCGUGGCAAUAGGUCUAGCUGAUUGAGUUGCGUCUGUCAGUGAAAAGCGUCUAAAAUAUGUGUUUAGAUAAUGUGUCUUGAGUAUAAUUUGCAUACAUUACGUAGGAAAGUGCCCAUUUGGCAAAGUUUGAUUUUCUGAUUGUUUUAACUCACCACAUACACCACAAAUGUUUUUCUGCGCCUGACACAAGUCAACAAAGUCUGGUUUUUAACAUCCAUUGCCAAUGAUAAUUCCUCAGUAUUUGAAAAAUCUUUCCAACACUCCCAGCCUCAAAUAAUCACCAAGCCGUGUGAAAGAGCAAAAUAUCAUGAUCUGAUGAUCCCAUAUAUCCAGUGGAAACGUAAUAAAAAACAGCUUUCUGUUCGGAGCUCACUGGCGCAGUAAACUGAGGGCCCAGAAUAGGCUGGUUGAUACAAUGUUGCAAGUUCGCUAGAGACAGUGUUGGGCCGGACCAAGUGAUGAUUUGAUACAAUGUUGCACUUCACUAGCAAUAGCUCAAGUCAAGACAGAUAGAAAGGGAGGCAGACAGGCGGAGUAGAUAGAUUGUGAUUGAAAGAACCAGAAUUUAUCCGGAUAUUUUCUACUGUUUUAGGCCUAUGUAUUUUACUUAGUUGAUGAUGGAAGUUAUACAAUUUUGAGAAACAAAAACACUAUUGAAAUGAAACUGUGCAUAUAAAAAUAACCAUAACUGGCACGCAGAUAGGUAGAAAAUGUAAACUUCCCCAAACUUGAAACUCACAAGCUCCUAUGGUCUUUACUAUUACAGCCAUUAAAACAUAGGAGGUCCGUGAAAAAAAAAAACUGCAACAGAUUGGCUAGUGAAACUCACACUUGGCACUCUGAUUGGACCAGCAAACUGUCAAUCAACGCAGGUCGAGUGAGCUAGCUAACAGAUUGCUGAUUUGCUGUACAGCUAUAGGAUCGGGUGCAGCACAAAGGUCAAAUUGUAGGGAUAGAGGAUUGCCAUAAUAAAUAAAUGAUUUUUAAAAAAUGCUGAUCAAGAAUAUUUACUGUUUACUUUGUAAGCUUACCAACAAUUACUAGCAUAGGCAUACUGGUCUUUUGGUAUGUAACAAUUGCUUGAAAUUGAUCAUUUACUUCUGAAGCUUGCAUUUGGAAUUUGUUGUUAAAAUUAAUAAUUACAGUGGCGAAGACACACCAUAGGAGUGGAGUGCUUUUUUUGCUGAAAUAUUUGCCUUUCACACGUUUAAAUGCAUAGGCCCUAUGUGGUAAAUCUAAUAGUACAAUAAUUGCUAGCGUUUCAUCAUUCUAUCCCUGUACCGUUUAGUGCAACAUGUAGGCAUUUUUGUUUCAUGUUGAUAGGCCAACGAUACAUUUUCAUUUUAUAGCCAACCAUUUCUUACCCUGCUCUGAGUGGGCGGGAUGUUUAUAGUACAUAUGAACGUUCGCAAGACUCAUGAGGUAGAAGUUAUGUUUAUUUCAUUCAAUGUCCUUUGUUCAUAUUUCCCGUGUUAUGUCGGAGUUCCGCGUGUCUGUUGCCGCGUUCAAAACAACUGGGAACUAGGGAAAAAAACGAGCUUCCGACUGGGGAAAAAAAAUCGAUUUGAACGGUCAUCCAACUCGGAAUUCCAACUCGGGAACUCUGGCCUCUUUCUAGAGCUCUGACUUUCCGACCUGAAGAUCACUGACGUCAUGAUUUGAACUUGUAUUUUUCACAGUUCCAGUUGUUUUGAACACUGCAUGUGCUCUAUGUCUCGUGUCAUUUUUGUUGUGAGUAAUAGGAGCGCGCGCGCCUCAGUGCGCAUAGAAAUAGGCUACGUGACCUGCGCUCCACGCUUUGGCGUCCGAACGUUGAAUAAGAGAAAAUGAUUGUUCCAUGUAUGCAUGGUGUUGAAAUAUCAUUAAUAAUCAUUAAUUUGAUUAAGACGAAUGUAAGUAACAAUAGAUGUGGAAAUUGCCUUUUGCAUUGUAGAACCAGUUUAUUGGUUGUAACUGGCAAUUGGGUAAUUGUAUGGACCUGGGGGUCAAGUGCUUAUAUUAUGUAGGCCUACCUGUUUGAGCUGCUGUUAGACAGAUUCAAGUUGGUUUCUGUACAGUAUUUCCUUCUACCAGUGUCAGUUCAGAUAGGACAGGUUAAACCUGAUACAGAGGGUAUUUCUUUUGGGCUAUUGCCCGUGUAUAUUUGGUAAAUCUACUUGUAUAUUUUGUAUGAUAUGGCGCUUUCACCAUUGGAUCACCAAGACCUAUCAAUAAAUCUACACUCUGAGCACGUCAACCUGCCUUUCAUUCUGCUGAUUUAAUGCCCUUACGACAAGGUCCAUAUUUUACAGUUACAUAGGGUAAUAAAGAUAUGUUGUAGGCAAAACAAUGAAAUGGACUGCCUGGUAGCCUCAAUUAAUAGACAAAGAUUUGUAGUUGAACAAGUCACUGCAUGUAUAGAUUUUAUUUUUACUUGAUUUGAAACUUGACUUGGUUUAGAAUGCAUGACUUGAAUUUGACUCGUGUCUUGACCCGUUCUACUUGGGACUCUACGUGAGACUCGGACCUUGUGACUUGAGAUUUGCUUGUGACUCGAAUAAUAGUCCCACCUCUGUCUUUUUCGCUCUCUCCCUGCAGACAUAUUACCAUGGUGAACCAAUCAAGGUCAGUGUCAACAUCAACAACAGCUCCAGCAGAUCACUGAAAGACAUCACUGUUGCAGGUGAGAAUGUUGUUGUUGUUUGGUGGUGUGGUGACUUGACGUGACCUAUAUGUUCAUUCUGCCUGCUUGUGUCUACAGUGGAGCAGGUGACCAAUGUGGUCCUUUAUUCCAAUGACAAGUAUGUUAGGGCAGUUGCCCUAGAAGAGAGCUCGUAAGUAUAUAUAUAUCAAUCAAUCUCUUAUUGCUGAUGAUUUGUUUUCUUUAUUGGUCCAAAUAAAAGUUGCAACAUGAAGAUGGUAGAAUCACAAGUAAGGCAGCGUAGUAAUCUUCUUAAGUUUCCCCACAGAGAUUCAGUGCCCUCUGGCACAACCCUGAAGAAGGUGUACACCCUCAUUCCUCUAUUGGCUGCUAACAAGGAAAGACGAGGUAUUGCUCUGGAUGGGAAACUGAAGCAUGAGGACACCAAUCUGGCUUCCUCGAGCAUGUGAGUGACCAUCACUACACUCUGCUGCUCAAAAAUCUCACACUGGUUUACAUUUACAAGAUGGCAGCAGAAGAUCUCUAAUAUUCUGACCUGCCCCCCCUCUCCCUUCCUCUCUCAUGCCUGCAGUGUGAAGGAGGAAGUCCUAAAGGAAGUGCAGGGUAUGCUUGUGUCCUACAAAGUGGUGGUUAGGCUCAAUGCUUCUGGGUGAGUAUGUGAAUCUACUAUAGCUAGCCAUAGCAUAUAUAUACACCAUAACUAAGCCCCUAUGUUAAGUAUUCUUAAUAAUACUACUUCAUUUAAUCUUCAUUUAAUCACCUUAUUUCCUGAUCUAUUCUCAAAAGGAUGGUGGGAUCUAGGUAUGGCUAAUUUCACAUUUUCUUUUUUGUCAGUCAGUCACACUGUAAAACAAAUCUAGUUCUUUCAACUAAAUAUUAUUAAGUAACAGGUUCCACUGGCUUUUUUUUUAGUUUAUUCAACUUUUUUGGUCUAAGUGUUACCGGAACGUAACAUUUUUUCUUGGCACAAACUUACCUCCGACACGAGAAAAUGUAGGCAAAAAUUCUGUCAACGUAAAAUGAUUGUUCAACUAGAAAUUAUUAUUUGGGCAUCUUACCUGUGGAACUAGUUACACACAGUGCUUUUAACAUACAAUGUUCUCAGCUUAUAUAUUUGACACACUUUGACGUAUAUGAUUACAUUGUGCAUGUUCAUUUGUACAGUAAUUAUUAUUCAACAUGUCCUCACCUGGGAUUUGAACUCACAACCUCUUGGUUCAAAGCAUUCUAAUCUUCCUGCUAUGCCACCCAGUGGAGGCUCUUCAGAGGAGGAAGGGGUGGACCAUCCUCCUCCAACUUCAUAAAAAUAAAAAUUGUAAAACUAUACUAAAUAUAUUCACAUGUGACCAAAUAAUUGAUUAAAAUACACUGUUUUGCAAUGAAGGUCUACAGUAGACUCAACAGCACUCUCUAGGGUAGCGCCAUGGUGUACAUUUUACAUUUGAGUCAUUUAGCAGACGCUCUUAUCCAGAGCGACUUACAGUUAGUGAGUGCAUACGUUUUCAUACUGGCCCCCCGUGGGAAUCGAACCCACAACCCUGGCGUUGCAAGCACCAUGCUCUACCAACUGAGCUACACAGGGCCGGAGGACAGCUAGCUUCAGUCCUCCUCGGAAUACAUUGACUUCAAUACAAAACCUAGGAGGCACUUGGUUCUCACCCCCUUCCAUAGACUUACACAGUAAUUAUGACAACUUCCGGAGGACGUCCUCCAACGUAUCAGAGCUCUUGCAGCAUGAACUGACAUGUUGUCCCCCCUAUCAAAGGAUCAGAGAAUGAAUCUAGUAAUGAAGGUAUAAGCUACAGCUAGCUAGCACUGCAGUGCAUAAAAUGUGGUGAGUAGUUGACUGAAAGAGAGAUAAACAAUAGUUGAACAGUUUAACAAAUUAAUUUCUUCAAAAAUGAAUGAGAAGCAAGAGAGAGAUUGUCAUUUAUUUUUCAGUUUCACUUACUUAGCUAGCAAAUACAGAUGGCUAGUUUAGCCUACUCAAUCACCCGGCUCAAACAGAGGGAUGCUAUGUUAGCCAGCUGGCUAUGACUAUCCAAAAUGACACUGGAACUCUUCCAAGUCAAGGUACGUUUUUUAUUGCCACCGGGGCCAGCUGGUGUAGCUGCUAAACUGCUUACUGACUAUACAUUUACAUUUUAGUCAUUUAGCAGACGCUCUUAUCCAGAGCGACUUACAGUUAGUGAGUGCAUACAUUAUUUAUAUUUUUCAUACUGGCCCCCUGUGGGAAUCGAACCCACAACCCUGGCGUUGCAAACGCCAUGCUCUACCAACUGAGCUACAUCCCUGCCGGUCAUUCCCUCCACUACCCUGGACAAUGCUGGGCCAAUUGUGCGCCGCCCCAUGGGUCUCCCGGUCGCGGCCGGCUACGACAGAGCCUGGAUACUAUACACUGUAAUGUUACUGCAUGAUUGUAGCGGGUUUACUAACGCAUUAGUUCUAUUAGCUAUGUUGACUAGGACGUUACUUUAGCUAAUAUGGGGACAACGAUGUAGGCCGUGGUUUGGCUUGGAAAGGUUUUUUCGCCUGUUCACAUGCAGCUGAUGUGUUGUGCAUUGAAGUCCAAACGAAGAGAGAAGGUGAGAGGAGGAGAACGCAUAGAUGCGAGAAGGAAUACAAUGUGGCUAUAAAAGUGAACUGUGUUUACACGUGAUCAGGGGUGUAUUCAUUCCAUCGAUUCUGUAGAAAAACGUUUCUUAAACGGAAGUAAACGAAACGGGGAUAAACAUACCUCAAUUUGCAACUGUUGGACUAAUGAUUACACCCUAGAUAAGCUAGAUGCAGGCAAAAGUGGCAGGUAGCUUAGUGGUUAAGUGGUUCAAAUCCCUGAGCUGACUAGGUGAAAAAUAUGUCGAUGUGCCCUUGAGCAAGGCACUUAACCCUAAUUGCUCCUGUAAGUCGCUCUGGAUAAGAGCGUCUGCUAAAUGACUAAAAUGUAAAUGUAAGAGUGUGCAAGGCGGUUUUGAAUGUGUCACUGUCUGUCACUGUGUCACUUCAAAUGUUUCUCUCAACCUGUGUGCACCUACGUUGUAAACGUUCAUUCAUAGGCUAGGUUGUAUCAACCUCAUGAUGGGUAUAGGGAAAAUUAGAGUAUCAUGUAGUAGCCUAAACCUAUCGAUGUUACAUUGAACUGGGUGAAUGGAAUAUGAAUGAGUCAUCCAAGAUGCUGUAAAAGAAAUAAGGAGGCGAAAUAAAUGCACACCUAUUUAAGCAGGUGCUGGCUAACGGAGUAGAACACUUGAGAAAGAAAAGGAGAGCUGCACACUCUAGGAGCUCAGAUGCAAUAAUUUAAUAACCUAAUAACCAACGUGUCGACAGACAAGCGGUCUUCAUCAGGGUAUAAAUGAUUGCAUCUAAGCUCCUAGAGUGUGCAGCUCUCCUAUUCUUUUUCAAGUAAUAGAAAUAAGGCCAUGCUCAUGAAAAAAUACAAAUCGUCCACCCUCAUCAUAAACGGCACUGACUGAAGCCCCAUAAACGGCACUACCAGGUCUGUGUCCAUAACUGAUUUCACCUGUAUUGCUACGCUUUGCACUUCAAAGUAAAUCUCAGCACUGUUAAUAGUACACUCAAGAAAAACUAUUUGAUUGAUCAUUUUGAUUAAGGAGUAACAUUAACAGAGUAAUAUGCCCCAGCAACAGUGGCGACCCGGGGCAGGUGGGGCAUAUUACUCUGCCCACAUAUCAGUUUGCAAACAAUGGAGAAAAACCCCCAAAUAUCCUUGAGUUAAUAAAGCUGCAUACAAACAUGGUCUCUUUCUGAGUAAGGCAGCACCUAAGUGCAGGUGUUUCAGCCUAGCUCAAUACUUUCUGUGAAGGAGGGGCAGCCAGCGAAAGCACAGAGCGUGAAGGCAUUGGCAAUCUUCUCUAGUUAUUCCGUGAUUGGCUCAGAGUUCUGUCCCUCAUGGGGACAUUACGGCACCGCAGAAUCUACAGGGAGAGCUAGGCAGUUCAAGCCUCCUUGGGUGCUGCCGUACAUUUACAGUGGAAGUGCCCGUCCAAGAAGGCUCAAGGUAGUCAGCCACAGAUAAAAUGACGUCAAAUCACGUUUUAUCAACCAUAGCUUUGAUUGGACUGAUCAUGUCAACAUCAUACUUUCAAAAUCUUAGCUAGCUAGCUAGACAAGCAGUCAUCAUCGAUAAUCUACUGGUUUAGCGCAAAAUCGAAAAUGAGUGGUUUGGAAGGAUGUGUGGUGCAAGUCUGGGUUUAAGGAUUUAAAACAUCUGUCAUAAAGGGUCUCUUUUCCGAGCACAGUUUCUGUCAGACCUGGGCCCUGAUAGUAAAUCUUAUAUUUUUUUAUAACCCAACCCUGAUCUGUACAACUUUGUCCCUGACCUGUUUGGCGAGCUCCUUGGCCUUCAUGGUGCCGCUUGCUUGGUGGUGCCCCUUGCUUAAUGGUGUUGCAGACUCUGGGGCCUUUCAGAACAGGUGUAUAUAUACACUGAGAUCAUGUGACAGAUCAUGUGACACUUAGAUUGCACACAGGUGGACUUUAUUUAACUAAUUAUGUGACUUCUGAAGGUAAUUGGUUGCACCAGAUCUUAUUUAGGGGCUUCAUAGCAAAGGGGGUGAAUACAUAUGCACGCACCACUUUCCCGUUAUUCAUUUUUUCAAAAUGUUUUAAACAAGUUAUUUAUUUCAUUCCACUUCACCAAUUUUGACUAUUUUGUGUAUGUCCGUUGCAUGAAAUCCAAAUAAAAAUCCAUUUAAAAUUACAGGUUGUAAUGCAACAAAAUAGGAAAAAUGCCAAGGGGGAUGAAUACUUUUGCAAUAUAUAGCCUCCCUACUGUUAUUUUAUUUUACUGCUGCUCUUUAAUUAUUAUUAUUAUUAUUAUUAUUUUAACUUAUCUAUGUUUUCUUAACUGCAUUGUUGGUUAAGGGCUUGUAAGUAAGCAUUUCACUGUAAGGUCUACACCUGUUGUAUUCGACGCAUGUGGCAAAUAAAAUGUGAUUUGUUUUAGAGAAAUUACAUCAUUGAAUAUUGUAAGAGCUUUCAUUGUUUGCUUAUAUGCCCCUGUUAUUUAUCCUAUGGUUCUGACUUGGUGUACAGGGAGAAUACUGUAAGAACGGCCCACGUUCUGAAUUCUGUUGUGUCCAUUUCAAAAGUACUGAACAAAUAGGCAUAUCGACAAUGUCCGUCUUAGCUCGCUUAUUAUUGUCUUAAUCAAAAUUACGUCUUAUCUGCUUAUCGUUCCGUUAUGCCAUAGUUUGUACUAUGUUAUAUUGCUUAUAUAGGUCUAUCUCAUAAGUAUAUUAUUCAUCAUUUUAGGCAAUGUUGGAAUGAUUCAUUUAAUUGUUUUGCUUACUUUGUGUAUUAUAAUUAGCUCAUGUGCUUUUCUCCACGAGGAGGGGAUACUAUAUUAUGUUGUUGGGUCUGUAACCAUUGCCAGUGACAGUCUCUUCCCAUUCAAAUAUUUCUUUCCACAAAAUGUUCAGUAAUAGACCCACGUAAUUCCAGUUGAUAUUGAGAAGGUUGUUUUGUUUGUGCAAUGCGCUUGUGAUUAUAUUUUCCUUCCUUUUUUAGACGAAAUAGGCCUAAUAAAAUACUUCAAAUAGUAGGCUAACCGUGUCACUCUCUCUCUCUCUCUCUCUCUCUCUCUCUCUCUCUCUCUCUGGUGGCCUCAACAUCUUGCUGAAUUUAUCUGAACUAACAUCUAUCUGAAUUUCUGUUGGCGUCCAUUUCGAAAGUGCUGAAUGAAUAGGUCUACCUCCUCGCAGAUUGUUUGCUUGCACUUGCUUAUACUUAGAGCUAAUUGUUAAUGAUAUAAGAGCAAACAUUAUGAAUUUACUGAACAUAAAUGUAAUAAUGUUUGUGUAUGGUUCAAAAGUCAAAACUAAUGUUGGGAUUUGUUAUUAUUGAAGGAGAAUGCGGUUCUUAUCGAGUUACAGAAAUCCACAAGGAUUCAGUAGAAGCCAUAUUUAUUUAAGCAAGUCAGCCAUAUCAGCUAUGGUUUUUAAAAAGGCAGUAAAUGAGGUUGAAUUAACUGUUUCGCUGCCAGAUGAGGCUCUGCUCAUAGCCAGGUGUAGCAGUGGUAAGGAAAGCUCAGAUGUCGGGACAGCUUUAUGUAGGCCCUAACAGUUUGUGGGCACCGUUUGUCACCCUUAUAGUGCAAUAAAUGUAUUGUUUAGUGUUGUGUUGUGUAGUGUAGUGGCUUUGCUGGCAUGCAUCUAAAAAAAAAUUGGUUGAGUUUGCCCCACCAAGAUUUACAUGCUGAAAUCACCACUGCCCAGCAACAUUAGAGAACUAUACAGAAAAACAUAAAAUAAGUAAAUCAAAUCAAUGAUGAUAGAAUAGUCAUAUUAACUGAUAAUUGACACAGACAUGGUGGCAUAGCAGGAAGAUCGGAAUACCAUGAACCAAGAGGUUGUGUGUUCAAAUCCCAGGUGAGGACAUGUUUGAAUAAUAAUUACUGUAUAAAUGAACAUGCAUGUAUGUCAACUUGUGUCAAAUAUGUAAGUUGAAAGCAUUUGUUAAAAGCACUGUGUGUAACCAGUUGCAAAUCCUUCUUUAGUUAAGAUGCCCAAAUAAUAAUUUAUAAUUUAAUUAACAUAUGAGACAAGUUGAACAAACACAUCAUUUUAAAUUGACUGAAUUUGUGUCAAAGUUUUCUCAAGUUGGAGCUACAUUUGGCCAGUUAAUCUUUUUAGUUUCAGGUAAAACUUGGACCGAAAAGUUGAGUAAACAAAAAAAGAUUGUGGAACCAGUUACUGAAUAAUAAUGAGUUGAAACAACUACGUGUUGUUUUUGUUUUUAUAGUGCAGUCACUCAGUCAUCUAAAUAAAAAUGUGAUUUUGUCUGUCAUACCUAUUUUCACUUUUAUGAAUGUAUUUUUUUUGUUCCAGUGAGGUUGCAGUGGAGGUUCCAUUCCGGCUCAUGCAUCCUAAACCUGACCCAGGUUAGUUCAGGGCCUCUGAAUCCCCAGCCUCCCUCUUUAUGUCCACAAUGUCCAAUAUGUCCACUAUGUCCUUCCACAAAGCUCUCCACCUACACCACACUUCACUCUCCCUUCAUCACCCUCCAUGCUUUCCCUCUCUGAGCCCUUGAUGAAUGACUAGGGCCGGGAGUUUUUCCCCUGGACAGGCCUUUUAAAUAACUGUCUACUGUACACCUUUCUAUCACUCUCAAGCUGCUGUUAGAACAUUUUGCAGUCCGUUACAAGCUGUGUUCAGAGGCCAAUGUAUUUAAUCAGCUUGUCUUAUUGCUGAUUCUUCUAAUUGCUAAAUCCACCCCAGUGACCCCACUGCUGUGUAGACAAACUUAGAGGUAGCUUUGUCAUGUCUGCACAUACCUAAUACGCCUCCAUCCAGAUUACAUUUAGGCCUAUAUAUAGACGACACAAUCUCUUCUGAUGACGUUCUCUUAUGUUAUCCUUUUAUGAUGACCACUUCCUUUCCAUUCCCUUUCCCGUACCUGGAUCUGUUUACAUUAUACAGUUAAGGAGGGGUAAGCUGCUCUAUUUCCGUUGUUUCGUUGUGAUGUCAUUGCAUGCCAACCCCUGUUUUUUCAUGUGUGAUCCAUAGAAAUAGAAAGACAAAAUGUAAUGCUGAACGUCCAUAUUUUACUUCCUGGCAUGGGUACACUCAAUAUUGCCACCAGUCCACCAAUCACGGAUUGUUGACAUGACUGUGGAUGUCCGUUCUAUAGAUUCUAUUUCUAUGGUGUGAUUCCUCCUUUUGCCUGCUGCACCUAUUAUUCAGUGUUAGAUCAUUUUAUUUAGCAUUCUGUUUCUUCUCACUGUGCGUCCUCCCUGUUCCCAUAGUCCAGUAGUACUUGGCUGAAUUAAAAUAGUAUAGUGUCUGUUACUGAAUGCUUCGCUGCCCAGUUUUAUAACCUCCCUUGUCCUAUUUGUAAUUUUCCGAAACUGUAUUCUCAUCGCUAUUUAUGGGCAUGUUAGAUUUUGACACAGAUACAGUACAAGAGAGGGUGAUUAUGUAAGGACUGAGGUGAGACGUGUCAGUAAUGGUUUGCAAUGGUAGAUUCACAUACACUACAUAUACAAAGUAUGUGGACACCCCUUCAAAUGAGUGGAUUCUAUUUCAGCCACAUUCGUUGCAGACAGGUGUUUAAAAUCGAGCACACAGCCAUGCAAUCUCCAUAGACAAACAUUGGCAGUAGAAUGGAAGAGCUCAGUGAGUUUCAACGUGGCACCGUCAAAGGAUGCCACCUUUCCAACAAGGCAGUUCAAAUUUCUGCCCUGCUACAGCUGCCCUGAUCAACUGUAAGUGCUGUUAUUGUGAAGUGGAAACGUCUAGGAGCAACAACGGCUCAGUUGCGAAGUGGUAGGCCACACAAGCUCACAGAAAGGGAUCGCCAAGAAGCACUUGGCGCGUAAAAAUCUGUCCUCGGUUGCAACACUCACUACCAAGUUCCAAAAUGCUUCUGGAAGAAACGUCAGCACAAGAACUGUUCGUCGAGAGCUUCAUGAAAUGGGUUUCCAUGGCCGAGCAGCCGCACACUAGCCUAAGAUCACCAUGCGCAAUGCAAAGCGUCGGCUAGAGUGGUGUAAAGCUUCCCCAUCUGGCAGUCCGACGGUGGUUCCAAACUUCUUCCAUUUAAGAAUGAUAGAGGUCCCUGUGUUCUUGGGAACCUUCAAUGCUGCAGAAAUGUUUUUGUACCCUUCCCCAGAUCUGUACCUCGACACAAUUCUGUCUCAGAACAAUUCCUUCGACCUCAUGGCUUGGUUUUUGCUCUGACAUGCAUUGUCAACUGUGGGACCUUAUAUAGGCAGGUGUGUGCCUUUCCAAAUCAUGUCCAAUAAAUUGAAUUUGCCACAGGUGGAUUCCAAUCAAGUUGUAGAAACAUCAAGGAUGAUCAAUGGAAACAGGAAGCACCUGAGCUCAAUUUCGAGUCUCACAGCAAAGGGUCUGAAUACUUAUGUAAACAAGGUAUUUCUGUUUUUUAUUUCUAAUACAUUUGCAAACAUUUCUAAAAACAUUUUUUCUCUUUGACAUUAUGGGGUAUUGUGUGUAGUCAAGGGGUCUGAAUACUUUCCGAAUGCACUGUACAUACAGCAUACAUUCUAGACGAUGGCAACAGUUUGGGAAGGCCCUUUCCUGUUUCAGCAUGACAAUGCCCCCGUGCACAAAGUGAGGUCCAUACAGAAAUGGUUUGUCGAGAUCUGUAUGGAAGAACUUGACAGGCCUGCACAGAGCCCUGACCUCAACCCCAUUGAACACCUUUGAAAUGUAUUGGAACGCCGACCGCGAGCCAGGCCUAAUCACCCAACAUCAGUGCCCGACCUCACUAAUGCUCUUGUGGCUUAAUGGAAGCAAGCCCCCGCAGCAAUGUUCCAACAUCUAGUGGAAAGCCUUCCCAGAAGAGUGGAGGCUGUUGUAGCAGCAAAGGGGGGACCAACUCCAUAUUAAUGCCCAUGAUUUUGGAAUGAGAUGUUUGACGAGCAGGUGUCCACAUACUUUUGGUCAUGAAGUGUAUACUCACAUACUCACCCUGCAGCAGUGAGCCUAACCACCCCUCUGUAGUGUGUGUGUGUCAGUAGCUGUGUGUGUGCAUGGUCUGAAUAUUUCUGCCCCAUCAUAAUGAUUACAUAAACAUUUUGGCCCCAAUUACAAUCAAAGUUGCCUAUUUCCUCACGUGGAUAACACAUGGUAUGAACUGUAGCAGCUGUGAGGUUAUCUGACACUGUCAGAGAUGGAUAUGAUACUGUACCUGUUAUCACAGAUACAAGAGAAAGAGACCUGACUGACUUUCUCUUUGGACUGAUACUGUUGUCUUGUCUAUGUCUCCUUGUGUCCCUGUCUGUCUCUCUCUCUCUCUCUCUCUCUCUCUCUCUCUCUCUCUCUCUCUCUCUCUCUCUCUCUCUCUCUCUCUCUCUCUCUCACUCUGUGUGUGUGUGUGUGUGCCCCUGUCUUACUCCAUUUCUUCAAAUCAAUGGCUGCGGUGGCAGUGAGUCCGAUGACAUGGUGUUCGAGGAGUUCAAGAGGGUCUACCUGAAAGGGAUCAUCCCUGAUGAUGACGAGUCACCCACCGAGGCAUGA